Messenger RNA from Glycine soja, 993 nucleotides. RefSeq lists its product as uncharacterized. NCBI's taxonomy places the organism in Eukaryota, Viridiplantae, Streptophyta, Magnoliopsida, Fabales, Fabaceae. The transcript is spliced from 4 exons. The coding region runs from base 446 to 778 and encodes 110 amino acids. Gene Ontology annotation, molecular function: heme binding; electron transfer activity. The record is from RefSeq and is a predicted model, not a curated record.
UUAUUAAAAAACCAUUGUUAUCUCAGUUGAAUUUAAAAGCCCAAUGUAUGUGUCCACGUGCAGCCAGCAAAAAUCUCUCGAACCCUUGAGCUUCCACGUAGCCAGCAAAAAUCUCUCGAACCCUUGAGCUUCCACGCAGCAAGCUCGAUCUCUCGAACUUCCGCCGCCACCCUCCGUCAACAAGUUUGCCUUCCCUUGGUGAAGAGCUCCGUCGAAGUGCAUCAUCUCUCUCUCACUUGCGGCAUCAUGUGUCUCAUUGGGCAAGAACCCUAGGCCCCAAUCCGCUUAGUUCUGUUAUGAUGUAGAGGUGUGGUAACUCUCUCUCUCACUCACUUACUCACUGCUUUGAUUUUGUGUUGAUGAUGUUGUAGAAGAAGAAGAAUGGCGGCGAUAACGGCAACAACAAGGAGAACGAAGACUCCACCAUCACCUAAAGCAUUUGAGCAUGUUUCUUUUUGUGGAGUUGUCUGUGGAAGCUUCGUUUGGGCAUCAAUGGCCUCGUUCGAUGAAACUCCUCCCAGAAACUCCAAGAACGGCGAGAAGAUCUUCAAAACCAAGUGCGCUCAGUGCCACACCAUCGACAAAGGUGCCGACAACAAACAAGCUGAUGGCGCAAAUUCUGCUCCAUGGGACUCUUCACGCCACUGUCUAUGAAGUCGAUAAGCUCAAAAUUGGUGGAGGCAACUUUUUAACCAAGAUUAGUUUAUUGAUAAUCUUGCAAUGGUAUCAGCGCUGCCUCUGUUACUGCCUUCUCCAAACAGAGAAUAAACCUAACUAACCUUCACACGUUAAUUUCAUGAAUGACGAAUUAACUUACCUGAUCUAUAUGGUGCUUUUAUAUCACCAAUAUUUUUUGGUUUCUUGAUCUAUAUGGUGUUUUUAUAUCAAAGUACUGCAUUAUUUAUUCUUGAUCCCAUUGAAUGUUAUAAAGAACAAAUUAAGAUAAUGAGUAUAAAUUGUGUAAUAAUAUAUCUUAUUCAUCGUUAAAUUUUU